AUGGAUGAAGAAGUGAAGCUUCACGGUUUUUGGCCAAGCAAUUAUGUGUACAAGGUGAUAUGGGCUCUGAAACUGAAGGGGAUCAAGUAUGAGUACAUAGAAGAAGAUCUCUCCAACAAGAGCGAUUUGCUUCUCAAGUAUAAUCCAGUUUACCAGAAGGUCCCUGUGCUUGUUCAUGGUGGAAAACCAGUUCCUGAGUCCUCUGUCAUCCUUGAAUACAUAGAAGAUACAUGGCCCCAGCCAUAUCCCCUGUUCCCUGAGGAUGCUUUUGAUAGAGCCAUGGCUCGGUUUUGGAUCAACUUUGGAAAUGAGAAGGGUCUAGUCUUUUACUCAUUUUUUAAAGCUGGUCAAGGACAGAAAGAAGAAGCAGCGAAACAGGUGUUGGAAGUUUUGAAAACCCUGGAAGAACAUGGCCUAGGGAGUAAGAAAUUUUUCGGUGGCGAAUCCAUUAACGCAGUGGACCUCUCUUUCGGCUUUUUACCUUAUUGGUUUGAAUGCAUUGAAGAGGUGUUGGGUAUAAAAGUUAUUGAAUCGACCAGUCUGCCCCGUUUACAUUCAUGGCUGGAGAAUUUUAAGGAAGAACCCUUGAUCAAGGAAAAUUGCCCGGACGGAGAAAAGCUGUUGGGCCACAUGAAGAAGGUCAGGGCAAGUUUCCGGGUAGACUAA
This is a messenger RNA of Oldenlandia corymbosa var. corymbosa, 666 nucleotides long. The record is from the annotation of a GenBank genome assembly. NCBI's taxonomy places the organism in Eukaryota, Viridiplantae, Streptophyta, Magnoliopsida, Gentianales, Rubiaceae.